CUGCUACCAUAACAGUGACAACUCCUCUUCUUACAUAGAGUAUGAGAUUUUUAAAAUCAAUGGAAUAAGGCCUAGCACAAAAAUUGAAAGAGCAGGGAGAUAUCAUAACAACUGGAAGGUCUUCCAAGUUGGAAUAUUGUCACUGUUAUUUCUAUACAGAAAUAAAGGAUUCCCUGUUCCCCUACGGAUAUCAUGGAGGAAAAGCAUCCAAACCUCGCAUUUCAGACAAACAAUUUCAGGAUAGCCUUGGCUGGUUUUGACAAAUUGGUUGAACGUACAGUGGCCCAGAAAAAAGAUGAAAGAGCAGGCUUAUUUGUGCAUAAAGAAGAAGCAAUUGAUUAUGACAAGUUUUAUGCAAAGGUACAGGAACUCUUUGGUCCAGAUGUGAAGAGUCAAGAUGUGAAAUGCUUCUACAGAAAACUCUGCAACAAUCUUGAUCCAUCUAUAGACUGGUGUGAGAUCUUUGGAUACUAUGCCUCGGAAGAAGAUUCUCUAACUGCCCAGAUGGAUGAAGAAAAUUUAGUUUUUCUUGUUUCCAGAAAACAACAAAUUGUAAUUUCAGGUAGUAGAAGACGUGAUGUGAUUAAGUGCCUUGUCAAGAUUCCUCAGUUAGAUUUACUAAUAACAGCUUCUCAGAAAGGAUUAAUAACAGUCUUUAAUAGCCAGAUGAGAGUUCAGACCAGCACCAAUGUCACAGAUACCUCCUGGAUCACAGGAUGUGAUUACCUCUCACAGCUGAAACGAAUUGUUGCCACUACAGAAAGGACCAUUAUUGUCUGGGAUUAUAAAUCUCAAGGGAGUUCACAGGAAAACUACUUUGUCAUAAAGCCAAUGGACCACUGCCUCCUCUGUGUGUGUGUUGUGUCUUUACCUGAUCAGCUCUGCCAAGAUGAUAUUCUUCUGGGGGAUGAUGGUGGUUUUAUAAACAAGUUCACAGUCAAUAGUGAUGACUUUGGGCUGAAGCAAGCAAAAACAAAAAAGAAAUCACAAAGUCAGAUCCUAGACUCAAAAAACUUUAAAAGCAUUAAAAGGAAACUCCAUAAUGACUGGGUUAUGAAAAUUAGGUAUAUUUCACCACUGAAGUGUUUUGGAUCCUGCUCCUUAGACAGUGUUCAUUCAUUAGUUUUGGAAUCCUUGAAGAGACUUGAGGAUAACAUGCCUGUCAGAGAGUUUUCCAUGCCAAGAGGAGCAAACACUUUUUGUUACUGUAUAAAGGCAAAUGUCAUUGUCACUGGAGGAGAAGAUAAAGUCCUCCGCUUGUGGCACCCCAAUAUCAGCACCAAGCCAGUGGGGAAACUUGUGGGACAUAUGUUCAGUAUCACUGAGAUUGUAACAAAUGAGAAGGAUCAACAUGUCAUCAGCCUAUCCUCUGCGAAGGUUUUCAGGGUGUGGGAUAUACAGACUCUUUCAUUACUACAAGUUUUCCAUGACAGCAUGGGGGGACCAGGAGACAUGCAGAUCUAUUCUAUGCUAUAUGACACGAACCAUGGCAUGCUCAUCACAGGAUCUAGUGUUAUAAACAUGUACCCUUUAACUAGGAUGAUACAAGAUACAAAACAGAUACCUCACUCUCAUGAGCGAGAAAUCAAUGUCAUGCUUUACAACAAAAAUUUUCACCAAGUGCUUACUAUCUGCUCUGAAUCCAUAAUAAAGGUAUGGGAACUCGACACAGGCCUACAGAUAUACCAGAUUUUAGAUCCUCAUGGUUUUAAUGUUGAACUGACUUCUGCAUCUCUUAAUGAAAGUGGAUUUCUUUUCGCCACAGGCGCAUAUAAUGGAACGGUGAAAAUCUGGGACUUUGGCAGUGGACAAGAGAUAAAAGUUUUGCCAGAAGGAAAAGACUGGAAGGAAGAGGAGCACUGGCUUAUACGGCUGAUUUUCCUGAAAGCUCAGGAAAAACACCAGUACUUAAUACUCACCUUGGAGCGCAGUGGGAAAAUCAAAAUGCUCCAGGGUAAGGAGGAGGAUAUUUACCUUGUGGUGAUAUGGGAGCUGCCUGAUGUGGUGCCUAUCUUGAAAACUAUGAAUCGUGUUGUGCACCUGAAGAUGUCUACUGACAGGAAAACAAGCCUUCCUUUCCCAAGCGUUGAGUUGAUAACUGAGAAACACUUUUCUCAACAUAAUCUUGCCUUCAGUAGUGAAGUGAGCUGCAUUGAUUUAUUACAAGUAGAAGGAUAUAAUUUGAUAGCUGCUGGAACGUUAAGUGGUGUAAUCAUUUUAUGGAACUUUGUAACAUUUACUGUCAAAGAAGUGUACAGACCUGAAGAGGGCAUCAGUGUAGAAACUGACUUGGAUCCUAAACGCUUUAGAAUUAAUGACAUUCUGUUCCUGUUUCGUACCUCUGAAUGUGUAAGGAAAUCAAGUCAGGAUUCCAUAUGCUCCUCAUCCCAGUGUGAGUCUAGUAAAGGAGCACAGAGUAGCAAGGGAAGCAAACAGAGCAUACAUGACAGUGAAACUAAAGAUGAGAAAGCAGAUGUCACAGAGAAAAGUCAGCUGUCAGUGAACAAGAUUCAUCACAAAGGCAGCAACUUAACAGAGAGUCGUACACCUAUCCUCGUCACAGCACAUGAAGAUGGACACCUCCGCCUGUGGACCAUAGAGGGAAGACUACUGAAAAAUAUGCUACCUUUCACAAAACAUUCUGCCAUUUCUUUGACGUCACUUUAUACUGAUUCAUGUGCCAGAAUACUACUGACUAGUAAUGUGGAAGGCCAUGUUAUUCUUUGCAGUAUUAGUUCCUUCCUGGAAACACCAAAUGAAGAAAAGAAAUUCAAGCAGCUGCUUUCCUGGCGUGCUCAUUCUUUAGAAAUAGUUCAAGUUAUCUAUGUAGAAGACAAACAAAUUGUGCUAACUGCCUCCAUCGAUGGCUCAGUAAGACUCUGGCAUGCCUUCAAUGGUCACUACUGUGGAUAUUUUGGACAGCGAAGGAUCUUUGAUUUAUCACAAACAAAUGAUUUUAUUUUGCCUUGUGAUGUUACUGAAUAUCCUAUAGAAAUAAGAGAAGAAAGCAAAUUAACAGAAAAGAAGCAAAAAUAUGAAUAUCCUCUGAUAUUAGACCGGCAAAUAUGGAAAAAAAUGAGCUCAAUGACUUUGCUCUUCAAGCGCACACCUCCUAAACCCUUUGAAAUAGAACAUGACUUUAAGUUUUUCAAGACUCUUUCUUCUCCUAAGACUCGAAGACAUGCCUUGGAAGGUUUCAUGACUGAAAACAGAGAGGCAGGAAUUGUUUUUGGCUCUCUUCCUAUAUACAGGGUGCCAAGUCCCACUAGUCUAAGAUUCCUGCCACUAAUUGGUUCAGAAGCACAAAAGGACUACUCAGAUGUCAUGUCAGCAAAGAGGAAAGGUGGUCAUGUUCAGCAUGAAAAACCACAACGGAGGAGAAGUCUGAAGAAACACUUUGUACCACAAAUCAAUCUGGCUUCUUCUUUCUUUCCAAUCAUCCCCAAGUGAAGAGAGGCAAAAAACCGAAGUGGCUGCUGUGGUCUGAGCUGCGCAUAAACUGGAAAGAUCUAAA
Molecule: messenger RNA, 3514 nt
Organism: Erinaceus europaeus (western European hedgehog)
Lineage: Eukaryota; Metazoa; Chordata; Mammalia; Eulipotyphla; Erinaceidae
Gene: WDR64
Product: WD repeat domain 64
Exons: 28
Coding region: 193-3450 (1085 amino acids)
Molecular function (GO): protein binding
Source: RefSeq, a predicted model, not a curated record